Messenger RNA from Zea mays, 6254 nucleotides. Its product is annotated as wall-associated receptor kinase 3. Gene Ontology annotation, molecular function: calcium ion binding; ATP binding; polysaccharide binding. Gene Ontology annotation, cellular component: plasma membrane. The record is from RefSeq and is a predicted model, not a curated record. The transcript is spliced from 4 exons. Lineage: Eukaryota; Viridiplantae; Streptophyta; Magnoliopsida; Poales; Poaceae. The coding region runs from base 4188 to 5765 and encodes 525 amino acids. Gene Ontology annotation, biological process: cell surface receptor signaling pathway; protein phosphorylation.
AAAAGGUAAUCUAAUAAUUAAGUGAAAAUAACGAUAUUUCAGUUCAUGGAUCCAAACAAGUCAUCAGAUUUGUCCAAACCAAGAAACUCCAAACAAGUACUACUACACAUAGUUAAAAGUUAUUAAAGAUUUGACCUCGGGUAAACACAGCCCUCGAUGGCUCGAUGUUUGGAUGCAAAGACGUGCAUAUACCAUGUAGUGAUUCACGUACAAAACGCGUACUCAUAGAUGCAUCAUGCAUGAACGGAUGCCGCAGUUUUUGGGCGCUCCGCUGUGGGCUGGAAUGGGCCGCCCAAACUGGUCUGUCACGUGACUUUGGUUGGGCUACCGUUGGAUCCGCAACGACGAGCCGUGGUGACUGCGCAGCGACGUCCGAGGGAGGGAGCGACCGCUGGUGUGCGGAACACACUGUCGGCAUGGCCGCCGCCCUCCGCCUGCAACGCCAGAGUCUCGCCGCCAGCCCCUUUCUCUUCUCCGCCCAUGGCCUCCGCACCGCAAGCUCGAGGUCAUCCUCACUACGGUAACGCCUCCACUCUCUCUCUCUCUCUCCUCUCUCUCAGUCUCUCCCCGUUUAUUAAUACUACGGUGGGUGUGUGUUAGCCAAACGGUCGUUUAUUUCAGUUACUGCGAGGUUUUUCUGAUCUAGUUUUCAGCUGUGCUGUCCUGGGACGGUCGCAACUCACUACAAAAGGGAAAAUAAUCGGAGUUUGUUUUCGAGCCAUUUCGUAAUGAUGCACGGGUAGGCUGUGCAACUCAUGAGCUAGAAAUAUUUUCCGAUCUGCUUUAUUGACGGUAGAAAACUUGAUUGAAAUGGCUCUUUAUGUCUCUCCAAGGCCAAAUAUCAGUUACCAUAUCUUCAGUUGAUAUGUUUUUGGUCUAAGAACAUAGACGGGUUAGACGGGAUUGGCAAUCACGAGCCUAUCAAGACAAAGGAUAAGAAAUUUUACGAGAGAUCUGAACGCUAGCUUUAUCAAACUCCUCAGCGAAUUAAAGGCUACCUGAAUCUGGCCUCGGAAAAAAUCAAAUAUCAGUUAACAUAUCUUCAGUUGGUCUUUUCUUGGUAUAAGAACAUUGACGGGUUAGACGGGAUUGGCAAUCACGAGCCUAUCAAGACAAAGGAUAAGAAAUUUUACGAGAGAUCUGAACACUAGCUUUAUCAAACUCCUCAGUGAAUUAAAGGCUAUCUGAAUCUAAGUUAGGAAGCAUCGAGAGAUCACAGUUAUAGUCAAAUACUAUUCUUUUCUCAGAUAUCGCUUUCAAGAAGAAAAAAAAAACACCGAGCACACUUCAAAAUUCGCUUUGGCAAACAUCUCGGAUGAUAACUCGUGAGAAGACUUAACACCGGUCAAGCUCCACUAGUUUUGAGCAUGCAUGCAUGGCGGUGGUCUCUCCAGUCUCCCCGUGAUAUAAAUUCUCUAGUCUCCACUCUCCACUCGUUGUUUCCAUGCAUCGAAGAAAAAACAGGAGGAGAAUACGUCUGAUUUGGCAAGUCUUGUUGGCCGCAGCGACGACCGUAACAUCAGAAUGCUACUGUUGCCCUGAGAUUCCAAGACCAGGUCGUCCUUCUCCUUCCACUAGCUAGCAGAAUGCUAGCUUGCCCCACGCAUGACGCAACUGCAAGUGAGAUUUUUUUUUAUUGUUUUUUGUUUUCUUCUGGCGCGCGCUAGCUGUUAGCGUCUCUCAGCAUAUAAAUUAAUUAAACCAGUCUAUAUCUAUACUACUUAUUAAAAAGGCGCGCAGAAAAAAAAUCAAACUGUGGCUGCUCAGGAAUCAAACCUUGGAUCUAUUGAGCAGAAUGCUUAACCUUCCACCCUCUAGCCAACGUGACUCAUAUUGAAUUGUGUACAACUUCAACUAAGACGUCUUUUGUGUUUAACCCGUCUCUGUAUGCUCACUGAGUCUAAAAAAACAUUUACAGCUUGGCUCUUGAUCUUUCUGAAAUUUGGGACGCAGUUCAGGAAAUAAAGAAAAUACGGAAAAAGAGUUUAGAAAUUGAUUUUUAGUUUAAAAAUAAUUGUAAAAACCCAUUUAAUUCAUGGGAAUUUCAUAUUAAAUCCAAAUGAGUUCAUUCCAAUUUCUAUAAUUCUAUAAUAUUAUUUUUUAUCAUAUAAUACCUCUGUUUUGUCAUGAAAACAACAAUAAAAUUAAUUUCCUAAUUAAUCCUAUAUCAAAUACAUAAAACUUUGGAAAUUCGUAACUUCUCCAUUUUAAUUCCAAAUUGAACCGUUCCAGUUGUGUUAGUCUUGUAUGAAUAUUUACUACGCAGUAACAACAUUGAUUAUACCAUAUUUCAUACUUUUAUAAUUAGAUAUUUAUUUAUCCUAUGUUAAUUGGGUUAAUCUAUGUCUAUUGGAUUAAUUUAUUUAAUAUAUUAAUAUAGUAUUCUAACUUUAUGGUUAUACGAUAUUUGACCAUUAGUCUUGCAAACACGCACACACCUACCUUUUUGUUUAAGCAAAAGCGUAUGGUGGUACGUGUCCGAUGACUAACGAUGUACGAGGGAAUUUCUUCCGGUAUGUGUGAAACGUGCUCUCCAAUAAUGAGACCAUGUAAAUUGUGACAUGUAUCGAAGUCUGCAUUAUACUGAUGGUUGCAAUGUAGUGGUGAAACAGAUAGAUUAUAAAUAACAAAAUUUAUGUAUGGCCAGAAUCACAAAUUGAUUAUGAAACAUUUUCUCAUAACGGUAUAACACAUAUUUUGUAUAUAAGUUAUCGUAGUAUAUUGGUAUUAUAUAUUCCCGUUGCAACGCACGGGCAUUCAGCUAGUAUAUGUAGACACACACAGCACACAGGAAAGCACACCAUCUUCUGUCUCCAUAAACAAGGCCUGCAGCGAUGUGCUCCACUGCAGUGCUGCUAGUUCGCACAUGCGUUGUGCUUGUGUGUUUGGCCGCCUUGGCGCGAGCGCCGGCCAAGGUCCAUGCUGCCGCCGGCACCGGGGAUGGGCUCCUUGCUAUCCCUACCAACGCCUCCCUGUCGCACUGCCCCUCUUGGUGCGGGAAUGUCCAAAUUUCCUACCCGUUCGGGAUAGGGCCGGGCUGUUUCCGGCAAGGCUUCGAGCUCAGCUGCGAUCGCACAACUCCUUCUCCCAGGCUCUUCUUCGUGUCGGGGAACAGCUCGAUCCGGGUGACUUCUCUACAUGUCCGCGGCAAUUGGGUUAUGGCUUCUGCUGUUGGGUACAACGUCACCAUGAGCGCAGGCGUGGACACCUACACCAAGUCUUGGGAGGCCCCUACUGCCACGGGUGUCAGUUUUUAUCCAGAUUAUAAUAAUCUGUACACUGUUGGAUGUGGUGUCUACGUCUACGUGUUCGGUGAUAAUAUGACAGAUAUCAUUGGUUCUUGCACGAGUAUUUGCACAGAUAACAGAGAGAUCAUGGAGAGCGCAAACACUGGUUCUGGUGCCUGUGAAGGGUUAGGCUGCUGCAGCAUUCCAAUACGUGGCGGCCAAGGCUUCACUCUCAAACUAGGUCGCCUCAAUAGUACCAUUCCACAGUUCGGUGAAGCGCUCUCCAAUGUCAAGAUUAUCUUUUCGCAAAACUAUGACUUCGUUACAGAUGAUGUUUACGCAAGUUGGGUGGUGAAUACAAGCAAUGUUCACGGCAUGCUACUUAACAUUGCAAUCACGGACCAACCAAGCUGCGCGAGUGCCCAGUCCCAAGAGAACAAGGAUACCUACGCAUGCAGUAGUGAAAGCAUCUGCGACGACGAUCUAUCACCAUCAGGGUUUAACUUACCGGUAACCAAAAAAAACCGGACCUCACCGAGAAACGCGUUUCUCGGAUUUCUCGAUUUUUUUCGUUUUUCUCAAAAUAAUUUCGGACAAAAUUCAGAGAAAAAAAGUUCAAUUCAAUCAUAAAAAUAUAGAUUAUUUGUAGAUAAUGGCUAAAAGAAGUAGAUGGUAGCGUUUUGGACCUCUUCUUUGUAGCCUAAAUACAUAGUUGUAGGUUUGGACGAACUGGAUUCAAAAUCGAUGAAAAUUUCGGCCGAUAAAUAAAAAACCGGAUCCCACCGAUAAACGUGAUUUUCGGUUUUCUCGAAAAAUUUUCGCCGAGAAUGUUUUCCCUGAUCACCAUCAGUAUCUCAAGGAGGCUACAGUUGCUUCUGCCCUGGUCAAAUAGAGGGCAACCCCUAUAUUGAAGAUGGCUGCAUAGCAUAUUACAACCCAGAGGCGCCCAAUAGGAACUGUAUGAGAUUAUGUGGAAACAUAAACGUUCCAUUUCCUUUUGGGAUUGAAGAAGGCUGUUCCGCAAAUGAUAACCUACGACUCAACUGCACAAGUAACGACACUCUUAUUCUUGAUCGAGGGUACACACAGUAUCGUGUGACCAAUUUGUCACUUGAUGAUGGGCUUCUGAUGGUUACAAACAUGCUGAAUGACACAAGCUCCAACAAUAUGGAGAGGGUAGUCCUCGUUAACUAUGACGGUUACAACCAGAACGGCUUCUAUUCAACCGACUUCUAUUCAACCGAUGAGGACGUUGUGGAUGGUAAUUAUGAUUUCUCUCAGGAGGAUACAACAAUAAAAUGGGUUAUAGCAAACAUAACUUGUCACAAAGCAAUGCAAAAUAAUGCUACAUAUGCGUGUGUAAGUGACAACAGUAUAUGCAAAGAUGUCAUGCGAGGGAAUAUACGUGACGGGUACCGCUGCAAGUGUUCCAAUGGCUUCCAAGGAAACCCAUACCUUCAAAAUAACUGUACAGAUAUUGAUGAGUGCCUUAUUCCAAAUAAAUGCAAUGGAAUAUGCCACAAUGUUGAUGGCGGUUUCAAUUGUACAAGUUGCCCUCAUGGGAAAGAGUAUGAUCCAAAAAAGAAAAAAUGUGUCAUGUCAGCUAAGCAGCGUAUUCUAAUUUUUGGGAUUGUAAUUGGGCUUGUUUGUGGUCUUGGAUCCAUAAGUUUUGCACUUGGUGCAAUUAUACUCACCGGUAAGUGGAAAAAAGGCAUCCAAAGGAGAAUUCGAAGAGAGUACUUCAAGAAAAAUCAAGGUCUACUCUUGGAGCAACUAAUAUCGAAUGAAAAUGCUACAACCAAAACAAAGAUAUUCACUUUGGAUGAACUAGAGGAAGCAACCAACAAGUUUGAUGCUACUCGUGUUCUAGGUCAUGGUGGGCAUGGCACUGUUUACAAAGGGAUUUUGUCUGAUCAGCGUGUCGUGGCUAUAAAAAAAUCUAAAAUAGUGGAGCAAAUAGAGAUAGAUCAGUUCAUCAAUGAGGUUGCUAUUUUAUCUCAAAUCAUUCACCGCAAUGUGGUGAAGCUUUUUGGUUGUUGCCUAGAAGAUGAGGUACCCUUGCUAGUCUAUGAGUUCAUAUCGAAUGGCACUCUGUAUGACAUUCUUCAUGAAAAUAUUGCAACAAAAUGCUUGUUGUCAUGGGAUGAUCGAAUUAGGAUUGCAACGGAAGCAUCAGGAGCACUUGCUUAUCUACACUCAGCUGCUGCAAUACCAAUUUUCCAUAGAGAUGUGAAGUCUUCUAAUAUACUCUUGGACGACAACUUCACUGUAAAGGUUUCAGAUUUUGGUGCUUCAAGAUCUUUAUCCCUUGAUGAAACACAUGUGGUGACAAUUGUCCAAGGAACAUUCGGUUAUUUAGAUCCAGAGUAUUAUUAUACUGGUUCUCUAACUGAGAAGAGUGACGUGUAUAGUUUUGGAGUGAUACUUGUGGAACUUUUGACAAGAAAGAAACCAAUUUUUAUCAAUGAAUUGGGUGCCAAACAAAACUUAUCUCAUUACUUCAUUGAAGGAUACAGGAAGGGACUCUCGUGGAAAUAAUAGAUUCUCAAGUUGUGGAAGAGGCAGACCAAGAAGAGAUUAAUGAUAUCUCCUCACUUAUAGAAGCGUGCUUAAGAUCCAAAGGAGGGCAUAGACCAAGCAUGAAAGAAGUAGAUAUGAGAUUGCAAUGUCUAAGAACAAAGAGGCUACAGAAUAAAACACAUCUUUUGAUUGAAAAGGGUGGAGAAAUGGAACCUUUGUUAUUCGCAGAAGCUCAGCACCCACAUGAACGUAUCAAUCCAAUUUAUAAUGAGGAACAUUUAACAAUUCCAAUGAUGUCUGGGUGCUACAGUUUGGAGCAAGAACUUGCGGCAGCAUCUAGUAUGGUUCGCUAACCUUAGUAUUUGCUUGGAUGUUGGACACAUCUAUAGUAACCAUCUAUUUUCAGAGAGGAACUAUGGUAUAUUUUGUUCCCUUCGCAUAAAACUACGCCAUAUAUAUGGUGGGUUUAUGUAUAUAAUAUAUAUGACAUUGCUAUUGUUGGGGACU